AUGAAAAAAAGCCCUCCAGGGGAUGUACCCUCUGGAGAUGGUGAUAGCGCAAGUCUGCAGAAGAGGCUACAGAGAGAGGCAGGGUCUCCCAUUUCCACCACAACCCCUGAUACCAGCGAGGCUCCCAGGACUAGAAAAACCUCCUUCUGGCAACGCUGGUCUCUUCAUAACAAGAAAAGCCCUCCAGGGGAUGUACGCUCUGGAGAUGGUGAUAGCGCAAGUCUGCAGAAGAGGCUACAGAGAGAGGCAUGGUCUCCCAUUUCCACCACAACCCCUGAUACCAGCGAGGCUCCCAGGACUAGAAAAACCUCCUUCUGGCAACGCUGGUCUCUUCAUAACAAGAAAAGCCCUCCAGGGGAUGUACGCUCUGGAGAUGGUGAUAGCGCAAGUCUGCAGAAGAGGCUACAGAGAGAGGCAUGGUCUCCCAUUUCCACCACAACCCCUGAUACCAGCGAGGCUCCCAGGACUAGAAAAACCUCCUUCUGGCAACGCUGGUCUCUUCAUAACAAGAUAAGCCCUCAAAGUGAUGUACGCUCUGGGAAUGGCGAAAGCUUAAGUCUUCAGAAGAGCCAGCAGACAGAAGCACCCUCUCCUUCUACCAUCACAACCAGCGAGGCUCCUAGAACUAGAAAAACCUCCUACUGGAAUUGUUGGCGUCUUCUUAACAAGAAAAAGCAGAGCCAUCUCCAACAAGAUGUGGACGCGGUCACAAUCCAUUCACCCUCAGUGACAGAAAUGAGUUGUUGCACAAGUGAGAAGUCUCAGGGAGGAGAGACUGGUGUCGAGUUCAGGGCCUCACCUGUUCUUGACAGUCCUGUCUCUGCUCACCAUGAGCCGCAUCUCCAAGCAGUCCAACAAUGCUCCACCACUAUACAAUGCACUGGUGAUUUUGGGGAUGUUGAAGAUGGAGGACUGGAUGGUUUUCCUGCAUCUUCCAGAGAAGGAGACUCCCACACUGGCCAGAACAGCAGAGUGGAAGAGACUGUCUUGUCCUCUACUGCCACAGCACAGAUCAUAAACAACCAAGAGGACUGCAAAGAAAGCGAGGCUGAUGUCCAAGACAACAUCCAACCUGCGUCUUAAAGUCAAGACAAGACUCCCGAGAAAGAUUGGUAUGAAAACUGUCUAGUCUGGAUUCAGGAUGUUUGAAUAGAAUCAUGCAUAUGCACUUACACACUUAGUAUUUUUUUUCUAUUUUUCUGUUGACAAUUUCUCUGUUUCAACACUCAAUAUAUAUUUGACCUCCCUUAACUAUCACAAAAUAGUCUGCUGCAGAAUUAAAAACUAGGUACUUGGCAUAUUAUGGUCUGCAUGUUUACGUAUUAAGAAUGUUGUGUAAUUACAGACGUCUGAAUGUAUUUGCGUUCUCUUUCCAGCCCUUGAAGAGCUAACGCACCUGCCAUCAGGGCUUGCAAAAUGAGUCACAUUUCUUUAACUUUUCCACAUAUAGUCACAUUACAACCAAAAAUACAAAUACAUUUUAUUGGAGUCUUAUGUGAAAGACAAAGUGGAAUACAACUGUGAUGUAGCAAGAAACUAAUACAUGGUCUCUUUUUUAACAAAUAAAAAACUGAAAAGAGCAACGUGCAAAAGUAUUCAGCACCCCCCAGUAAAUAUUUCUUGGAACCGCGUUGUGCUGUAAUUACAGCUGCAAGUCUCUGCCAGUUUUCCACGUCUUGUGACUGAAAUUUUUGGCCAUUCUUCUUUGCAAAUCAGUUCAAGCACAGUCAGAUUAGAUGUAGAGCGUUUGUGAAUAGCAGUUUUCAGACCUUAUCAGAUCCAAAGAUUCUUAAUUCGGUUUAAGUGAGAGGUCGACCGAUACAGGUUUUUAAGGCAGAUACUGAUUAUUUUGACAACAUGCAAAUCGGUACCCGAUACGUGAAAAGUAAAAAUAAUACAAUUGAAAAUGUUGAGUACAACACAAAGUAUCCAUCUUUUAAUAAUAAUAUUAUUAAUAAACAUAAAGACACUUUUGACAUUCUCU
Molecule: messenger RNA, 1984 nt
Organism: Fundulus heteroclitus (mummichog)
Lineage: Eukaryota; Metazoa; Chordata; Actinopteri; Cyprinodontiformes; Fundulidae
Exons: 13
Coding region: 1-1083 (360 amino acids)
Source: RefSeq, a predicted model, not a curated record